Molecule: messenger RNA, 910 nt
Organism: Plodia interpunctella (Indianmeal moth)
Lineage: Eukaryota; Metazoa; Arthropoda; Insecta; Lepidoptera; Pyralidae
Exons: 5
Coding region: 81-806 (241 amino acids)
Source: RefSeq, a predicted model, not a curated record
GACUCAGUCAACAUUUUGCAGCAAACACGAGCGGUUUCCUCUCAGCCAUGGUAUGAUAGUCCACCGACCAGGUCGCCAGCAUGGUCUCCCUAAAUCCUGUGGAGAAUCUCCUGCCACUCGCCGCCUUGGGACUCGUUUUGCUUGGCAUUUAUUUUUUAUAUAAAUGGAAGAGAUGCGUUAUUACCCAAGUGAAAGGCACAGCGGACUGCCCCCCCUGCACGCCGGUGACGCUGGUGCACCGUCUGUGUCCCCAUCACAACGUGGUGCAGAGCUUCGAAGUGGAACAGAAGGACAGCCUGGACGAACACCUCGACGUACUCACCAGGAAACUUGCUGAGAAGGAAGGCCGGCUGCGCCUGUCGAAGUCGAAAAUCAGGGAGACGCAGCAUGAGAUCGACAACCUCCACGCCAUAGACCACGACGUCAAGGUCAAAUACAAGGAAAUUAUGGAGUCCCUCCGCACAGACCUGCUAACCAACGAGAAGGACUGCAAGAAGCUCCAGGAGCAGAUCGAGUGGGUGUCGCGGCGUCGCGCCGAGCUGCGCGAGGAGGUUCGAUUAGGACAAAAGCGGUAUGGCGAGGCGGCCGCGGAGCUGGCGAGUAAUUUGUCGGAGCUGCAGCGCGGCAGGAUGCCCGAGUACAGAGUGACUGAGAAGCCGCAGAGCCAGAGCCUUCACUCUCAGUCCUGUAUGAGGCACAGAAAGGAGCCCCACCUGCCCGCGGCCCCAUCUGUCAAAUCUCUCGUCAUAAAAUCGCCACCCGCGUCCGAGGAGGCCGUCCUGUCGACCAUACAUCCAGGGCAAUAACGUGUUUAUAAAAGUGCUAAGUCAAAAUUGUAUUGUGUUUUUUUAAGUUAUUUUAUAUUGUUUUUGUUAUUUUUAUUUCUAUAUUAUAUUUUCUUAAAAAUCUA